Condylostylus longicornis is the source of this 2437-nucleotide messenger RNA. Its product is annotated as homeobox protein 4. The coding region runs from base 36 to 2333 and encodes 765 amino acids. NCBI's taxonomy places the organism in Eukaryota, Metazoa, Arthropoda, Insecta, Diptera, Dolichopodidae. The transcript is spliced from 3 exons. The record is from RefSeq and is a predicted model, not a curated record.
UACAUACAUAAAUACAAUUUUCAUCUUAAAUUGAAAUGUCAACUUUAUUAAUGGAUACACCUAGCUUGUAUCUUGAAAAUAAUAAAGAACAAUUAAAUAAUAAAUCUAAUAUAAAAAAUAAAAUUGAUAAUAAUAAAAAUUACAAUAGUAAAAAUCCGAUCAAAAAUAUUAAUAACAACGAUAAUAAUAAUAAUAACAAUAAUAAUUACAAAAGUGAUAAUAAUAUUAAUUAUAAACGAAGUAAUAGCAGUAAUAUAUAUAAUGACGAAUAUAGUAAUGACAGUAAUAUUGAUUUUAUUGAAAAUAAUGAUAAUAGCAAUGAAAACGAUCAACUAGAUAAUCAAUAUAUUAAUUUAAAAUUAAAGAAACCAAAAAAAUGGAGUUGGGAAUUAUCAACUUCGAAAUCUUCACCAAAUAUCGCUUUUCCUAGAAUAUUUCUUUAUGAUCAUAAAGGAAAUUUAUUAGCUGAAGCUGAUGAAGCUGAUCAAAUUUAUGGAACAAAAAUACAAACUUCAUCAAUAAAUAAUAAUAAUAAUAAUGAAGUAAAACAGAAAUUAAGAAAAAAUCAACGUAAACAACAAAAUAUUCAAUCAACUUCAUCAUCAUUGACUGCAUCUGAAUCUUUAACAGAUGAAAAGAAAAUAAAAAAUAGUAAUUUGAAACGAAUUCCAUCAACAUCAUCUAGUAAGAGUAGUAGUAGAAAAAAAGAAUCACUAUCAUCAAGCAUUUUAGAAUUAGAUGAAAAUUUAAAUGCUUUCGUUGAUUACUUAGAAAAUGAAGGUAUAAAUUAUGAAUUAAACCACCAUCCUAGUUCACCUUACAACGGAAUUAAACAUAGUAAUAGCAUUUCAAGCAUUAAUCAAUUUGGUAAAACAAAAACAAAUAUUUCAAAUUUAUCAUCACUAUCAGCAUCUCCAUCUUCAUCUAUUUUAAGACGAAGAAGUUCUAUUUCAGUGCCAUAUCAUUAUGAAGAAGAGGAUAAUACUACUUACCCUAAUAGAUUUUGUGUGCCAUCAAUUUCUACUGUUAAUGAUAAUGAGAAAAGUGAUGACACAACUGAUGUUACUCUCGAUGAAUGUACUACAAAAAGAGUUCUUUCUAAUAAAAUGCAAACGAAACGAAAAAAUUCAAUACGUUCUGUUGGAAAUGCCCAUGAUGAUAAUACUGAUUCAGAUGAAACUGAUGAAGAUGUUGAAAAUGUUAAUAAAAUGAGCAAAAGUGGAAAUGAAACAAGUGAAUCUGAGGCGCCAAUUUGGAUACAAAGUGCAAAAGGAUUAGUAAAACGGGAUAUGAAUGCAAAAGAAUUUGAUCAUAUCAGACCAAAAACGUAUAGAAAAUCAAAAUCAGUCAAUUUGAAUUAUUUGAUUGAUCAAGUUGAUGAUGACGAAUCUGAAAAUGAGAUUAAAAAUUUUAAUAUCAGAACUGAUGUGAAAAAGGGUAAUACAGUUAAUACUAGAAAAAGUGGUUUAUUACGUAAAACUUCAGAUAGGUAUUUAACACCACAAAAAGAAGUUCGUUUUGAUUUACAAAAAAGUAAAAGUGCUACUGAAAUAAUACCAUUUGAUUCAAGUAAAAGUACUGUCAGCGAAGGAACUCAUGAUUCAUCAACAAAAAAAAAAUCACGUCGAAAUAAUAGUAAUGAACCACCUUCAAAAUUUUCAAAAUCAAUUUUAGAAAGAAUGAGUGCAUACAAAAUGGGAUCAUCGACAGAAAGUCAAGAUAUAAAAAUAACAACGGUUAAUCAUGGACCAAGAUAUUUUCUAAGAUCAAGUCGUGCCGGAACUUUAGUUGUAUGUGAAGAUGUUUCUUAUAAUCGUCGCCGACGUACAAGAUCUGCCCAGAGAAUACCAGAAAGAAAUGAAAUAAAAAUGUCACCAAUAAAUGAUUUUAAAAAAGAACUUGGAAACACUAACAAUAGCAAUAAUAAACGUAAAGAUGAAAAAUUUUAUGACGAAGCUAUAAAUAAAUUAGAUAAUUUAAUAUCAAAAGUCACAUUACGGCAAAAGGAUAAAGGUAGUAUUGCAAAACAAGUAAAAUUACGUAAUUCAAAUCCAAUUCUAUUAGAUGGAAAAGAAAAAUGUAGUGGUAAAAGUGUUGAAAAUAUUUCUAAUGUUACUCAAUUACACACUCCUGAUCGAAAGAAAACUGAAUCAGGAAUGAAACAUGACAAGAAUAUAAGAAGGUGUAUUAGCGCUGGCAAUAUUUAUUUAUCUUCAUCCGAUGAUGAAAAUUUAAAACCACCCAAAAAGGAGAUAAAAUUGCGAAGAAGAAAGAAAACUCCCAUGAAAUAUCAAAAAGAUCGUAAAUUAAAUGGCGGCAAUGUAAUACAUUAGGAUAAUGUAUAUAUAUGUGUAUUCAAGAGGAUUAUGAAAAAAAAACUGAUCAUUAUUGUCAACGCUUUCAUUUGAUUGAAAUUGAAGCUAAUUUUAAGAAAUAC